Alternaria alternata is the source of this 1263-nucleotide messenger RNA. Its product is annotated as chitin binding protein. Bases 1 to 1263 code for a protein of 420 amino acids. Lineage: Eukaryota; Fungi; Ascomycota; Dothideomycetes; Pleosporales; Pleosporaceae. Gene Ontology annotation, biological process: carbohydrate metabolic process. The record is from RefSeq and is a predicted model, not a curated record. Gene Ontology annotation, molecular function: hydrolase activity, acting on carbon-nitrogen (but not peptide) bonds; chitin binding. The transcript has 3 exons.
AUGCGUUUCUCCGGACUUUGUGCUGCGGGCCUGAUCGCACCUCUUGUGGCUGCUCACAGCGACUUCCCUGUCCCGAAGAUCGUUGGCUUGGGACGGAGGGAUGCUGGAAAACUCAGGGCCAGGAACAUUCUGAGUGGACAUGCGGCACAUGCGCACGUCGCAGGACCCGAGCAUCGUUUGACAGCUCGUCAAGGUGGUGCUGAUGGUCGAUGCGGACCGAGCAAUGGCGGUGCUAGCUGUGCUGAGGGAUAUUGUUGCUCUGUAGCAGGUUACUGUGGUCAAGGAAAUGAUUAUUGCCAGGCACCAGACUGCCAGUUCCAAUAUGGCCCAGCCUGCGAUGCCAAUCGGGUUCCAGCUGGAGGAAGCACUCGUAACAUUGCUCGUCCUAAGCUUGGCAACCAACCCUAUGGUGGAGAGGGUAUCUACGACUGCACUCAGCCGAACACGAUUGCCAUCACGUACGAUGAUGGUCCUUAUGUCUACACUGAAGGUGUAUUGGAUCAGUUCAAGGCUGCUAAUGCAAAGGCGACUUUCUUCAUCACUGGAAUCAAUAUUGGCAAGGGCGCGAUUGACGAUGCGAGCCUGCCAUGGUCUGCUACCAUCCAGCGUAUGAUUGCCGAAGGACAUCAAGUGGCAAGUCAUACUUGGUCGCAUCAAGAUCUCAGUGCGAUCACCAAGGAACAACGCUACGAUCAAAUGGUUAGGAACGAGAUGGCAUUUGCCAACAUCAUGGGUAAAUUCCCCACCUACAUGCGCCCACCUUACUCCUCUUGCACGGCCGCAUCAGGCUGUCAGCAAGAUCUCGCGGAUCUAGGAUACGUUGUCUCGUACUUCGACUUGGACACCGACGACUACAACAACGUCACCCCGGACAAGAUCCAAAACGCCAAAGACAGGGUGUUCAACGCUAUCAACCCCAGCAACCCCCAAGUCGACGCUUUCCAAGCCAUCGCCCAUGACAUUCACCAGCAGACAGCCCAGAACCUGACUGGCUAUAUGAUUCAAACGAUGCAGGCAAAGGGCUACAAGCUAGUCACUCUAGGUGAGUGUCUCGGUGAACCAGAAGCAAACUGGUACCGAAGUGCUGCGACCGGCCGUGUAGCGUCCUCGUCUUCCUUCUCAGCACCUGGAUCGACAGCAACAUCAUCUGGUGCCGGCAGUGCUACAUCCAGUGGAUCUGCUGCCACUCCCACGGCUGUCUCCACAGAUAGCACUUGCGGAGGUACAUCUGGCUUAACCUGUCUUGGUAAGAACCGCAAAUGA